UUAGUGGAGAGUUACCCAAGAGGGUAUCCUUCCCAGGCCGCUUUCCAGUCCAGCGAGUCCAGUUUCUCCAUCUAUCGAUCGUUCGACUAUCUGCAUUCUCGAGUUAUCCUUGAUCUGCAAGAUGAGCUUCGUUGUCUUGAAUCGGAUUUGAGCGAGCUGGACGAAGAGGACGGCUUUGCGCCUGACAUGGAACGUAGAAAUAGUGUUCGAUCUCGCGAACUGGACCUCGAGGCCGCAGGCUCGGAGGAUGGUUUAUCGCCCCGUUCGGCUCUACUUUCCACUAUUCGCGACAAGCUUGUGCGCUACGAUGAGAUUCUCUUGAAAGCAAGAGAACUCAACACUUUUCAAAGACCAAGCAACCGUGAUUACAGAAGUCUUAGACAUUGGUGUCGGGCGAAGAAACCAUUGGUAGAUGAGGAACAGGUUUUCGUCAUGCGUAAGGAGGACCUAAUCAGUCUCAGACAAGGUAGAGAGUGGGCCGGCUUUGAUGGCUGGAUCGAGUCGUCCAUCAAGAGGUUACCGAAGUGCAUAAAACAAUCUCUAUUCACCACACCUGAGUUGCGCGAAAAGACUAAGGACGCUUCGAUCGAGUACUACUCGCCUUCUCGAGUGGAGAAACUCGUCGGUCUCAUCAUCACAUUGAUUAUCUUCGUGCUGCUUGUUUUACCUGUGGUUGCGAUGUACAAGCUGACAUCCGUCGGGAACCGGAACUCGACUCUCGAUGCUGUUGGCCUGCUGGUUGUUUUCACACUGCUCUUCUCAGCAGCCAUGUCUCUCCUGACUAAAGCCAAGCGACACGAGCUGUUCGCUGCGUCAGCCGCUUACUGUGCGGUGCUGGUCGUGUUCAUCUCGAACUUCAGCAAUGAUGGCAAUCCAAACUCUAUGGGUGGCGGCAGAGGAGCCUGA
Molecule: messenger RNA, 906 nt
Organism: Macroventuria anomochaeta
Lineage: Eukaryota; Fungi; Ascomycota; Dothideomycetes; Pleosporales; Didymellaceae
Exons: 2
Source: RefSeq, a predicted model, not a curated record